Molecule: messenger RNA, 2018 nt
Organism: Apus apus (common swift)
Lineage: Eukaryota; Metazoa; Chordata; Aves; Apodiformes; Apodidae
Gene: ATP6AP2
Product: ATPase H+ transporting accessory protein 2
Exons: 9
Coding region: 44-1123 (359 amino acids)
Biological process (GO): positive regulation of Wnt signaling pathway
Cellular component (GO): external side of plasma membrane; membrane
Molecular function (GO): signaling receptor activity
Source: RefSeq, a predicted model, not a curated record
GCCGGGGCUUCCGUGUGCGGCCUGUGCCGGCGGCGCGGCGGGCAUGGGGCGGCGCGGCGGGGCUCCCUGGGCCCUGGCGGUGCUGGUGCUGCUGGCAGCGGCUUGUCUCCCGGGUGUAUGUGGUGAUGAAUUUAGCAUCUUACGAUCACCUCAGUCCGUUGUUUUUCGGGAUGGAAGUUGGCCCAUUCCUGGUGAGCGGAUUCCAGAUGUAGCUGCGUUAUCCAUGGGCUUUUCUGUUGAAGAGGAGCUUUCGUGGCCUGGGCUUGCAGUGGGUGAUCUGUUUCACAGACCACGAGCUACUGUGCUGGUCACAGUGAAAGGAGUAGACAAUCUGACGUUACCGGUUAAAGGGAUUUCUUACCCUAUUGAGAAUGCUGUUCCUUUCAGUCUUGACAGUGUUGCAAACGCUAUUCAUUCUUUGUUCUCUGAGGAAACUCCCGUGGUCUUGCAGCUGGCCCCCAGUGAGGAAAGAGUGUACAUGGUGGGCAAGGCAAACUCUGUGUUUGAAGACCUUUCUGUCACGCUGCGCCAACUGCGAAGCCGCUUAUUUCAGGACAACUCCAUUCUCAGCUCCCUUCCUCUCAACUCCCUCAGCAGAAACAAUGAGGUGGACUUGCUUUUCCUGUCAGAGCUACAAGUCCUACAUGACAUUGCAAGCCUGCUGUCUCGACACAAACAUUUAGCCAAAGAUCACUCUCCAGACCUGUAUUCUCUGGAAUUGGCUGGUUUGGAGGAGAUUGGAAAACGAUAUGGAGAAGACUCUCAGCAGUUCAAAGAUGCUUCUCAAAUUCUUGUGGACUCCUUGCAAAAGUUUGCAGAUGAGAUGUUUAAUCUGUACAGUGGGAAUGCAGUAGUAGAAGUGGUGGCUGUAAAGGCAUUUAAUUCUCCCCUCGUGAGGAAGACUCGCUCCAUUCUCCAGUCUUCACAGAGUGAAACAGACAAUCCAUAUAACCUUGCCUAUCCCUACAACUACAACUACUCUGUAAUUUUCAACAUUAUUCUGUGGAUGAUGAUAGGUCUUGCUUUAGCUGUGAUAGUUAUCUCCUACAAUCUCUGGAACAUGGAUCCUGGCUAUGACAGCAUUAUUUAUAGGAUGACAAAUCAGAAGAUAAGGAUGGAUUGAACUACACUGUAUUUCAGCACAAGGAAAUGAUGAAGAGUAAGAUCUCCUUUCAACUGUGUGGGAAACUAAUAUUCUGACAUGGUUAAUUGUGGAAUUUUUUUAAAGGUAUAUUUAUUUCUAAGUUUGUUUGCCUUUUUCCUUGAAGCCUGUUUUAAAUGUUAGUAGUAGCACCAGAUGGAAUAUAGAAGUUGCAACCUGCUUGUUUAUAAAAAAAAACCAAACAAAACCAGUCCCCAAACUAGUUGUUAAUGAAGUAACAUCAUUCCAUUUUUUUAUCAUGUAACAUGAGUUUUUGAAAUGCCCUGUAUUGCCCGUGGCUAUGUGCAAGACAGAGAAAUUGAAAUUACAGUAGCAACAUGUUGUUUGAAACUUCUACACUGGAAGAUUAGAAAUUAUAGCUCCAUUGUUAUGCUGUAUAUUAUGAACCAGUUGUACAUGUUUGAUGUAAAUAUUUAUGAUGGCUAUAUGUAUCUUCAGAGAGGGUAGUAAUUAUACUUUAAUAACAAACUAAGUACAGAAAUAUUUCUACGAGACUACAAUUCUAGUGGAAUGGGUAGCAUUUUGAUCUCAUGUUGAUGGCUCAGAUGAAAGCUGUAGACAGAAGGAUCCUUCUUUGUCUAGAACUCUGAUUUGGAGGUGAAAAACACUAGUGUGGCUGGUCUGUAUAGUGGAGAGUCUAUAAAUAAUGAAAUAGCACCAGUCUGAUCAUGAUCUGUUGUCACGUACAGUUGAAAGUUCCUGCUACGAUGCUUCAUAUUCCUUCCAUUUGUAUCGAUGUCGUUAAAGAAAACUCAAAUCAAUUAUUUUUAAGAGUGGACCAACACUUGAUUUAAAUGUACCUGGAUUAUAGUACUGCUUCAACAAUUCAAUAAAACAAAUAACAGUUGUUCUGAAA